Molecule: messenger RNA, 2576 nt
Organism: Cyprinodon variegatus (sheepshead minnow)
Lineage: Eukaryota; Metazoa; Chordata; Actinopteri; Cyprinodontiformes; Cyprinodontidae
Product: NT-3 growth factor receptor-like
Exons: 16
Coding region: 86-2125 (679 amino acids)
Biological process (GO): positive regulation of kinase activity; cell surface receptor protein tyrosine kinase signaling pathway; cellular response to nerve growth factor stimulus
Cellular component (GO): axon; plasma membrane; signaling receptor complex
Molecular function (GO): neurotrophin receptor activity; transmembrane receptor protein tyrosine kinase activity; ATP binding
Source: RefSeq, a predicted model, not a curated record
AACCCGGAGCGGCCUGCAAACCCUCCAUCCACAGGUUUUCUCCAGAAACCCCAGCCUGCGCUACAUAAAUCUGUCCAGGAACUAUAUGUUGAAGACGUUGUCCUGGCAGGUCUUUGAAGAUCUGCAGCUCUCAGAACUGCAUAUGGAGGAGGUGGUGUUUCCCUGUGGCUGUGAGAUCCGCUGGCUUCAGCUGUGGCAGCAGAGCGGACGGGCCGGCCUUAGCAACCAACAGCUUACCUGCUCCACUGGAGAUGCUGAAAUUCUCCUGAUGGACAUGAAUGUUACCAACUGUGACCUGCCGGUUGUCAGCGUCAGUCACAGCAACAUAAUAGUUGUUGAAGGUGGUCAAGUUACGGUGAUCUGCAACGGUUCAGGAUCACCAAUACCAGAGGUGGACUGGCCCGCGGACCGCUUGCGCUCUAUACCUGAACACGGGGCUACUAUCUAUAACAACAGCGUUCACUCCAUCAGCAUAACCCUGGUCAAUGUCAGCAGGGAGGACAACAAUUUCCAGCUAACUUGCACCGCUACCAACAUUGUAGGCUUGGCAACAGCCAUCGUUAACCUCACCGUUCACUUUCCGCCUUCCAUUGUGAAGCUGAAGGAGCCAGAACGCCGCCAUGACACAUGUAUAGAGUUUACUGUUCGGGGUUCACCCCGUCCCAGUUUAAGAUGGUUCCAUGACAAUAAGGAAAUAACCCACAAUGAGUACAUUCGCCUUGAUAUGGAUAUUUACCGUGACGACCUAGAGGGCUGCCUUCUUUUUAAAAACCCAACGCACUACAACAACGGCAACUACACUCUGGAAGCCAACAACUCUCUGGGCGUGGUCACCAGGACGGUGUAUGGACACUUCCUUGAAACGCCCCCUCCUGAUUUGGAUAAUGAAUAUGACACUCCGACUGCAGAGACUCGCAAACCUUUGGAAGAUCCUUUUGGGGUCUCCAUGGCGGUAGGGCUGGCAGCGUUUGCCUGCGUCGUCCUCGUGGUUCUGUUUGUUCUCAUCAACAAAUACGGACGACAAUCUAAACUCAUCAUUAAAGGUCCAGGAGCAGCGAUGAGUGGUGAAGAAAACUCUGCUAGUCCCCUCCACCAUGUAAAUAACGGCGUUAUAAGCCCCUGUGCUCUGGAUGUUGGGUUAGAUUCUGUGGUGAUUGGGAUGUCCAGGAUCCCCAUCAUAGAGAACCCACAGUACUUUAGACAUGGACACAACUGCACAAAGCCAACCACCUACGUUCAACAUAUUAAACGUCGAGACAUUAUUCUGAAGAGAGAGCUGGGAGAAGGUGCCUUUGGGAAGGUCUUCUUGGCUGAAUGUUACAACCUCAGUCCAACUAAGGAUAAGAUGCUGGUCGCUGUAAAGACGCUAAAGGACCCCACGCUUGCAGCCAGGAAGGAUUUCCAGCAUGAGGCGGAGCUGCUGACCAACCUUCAGCACGAGCACAUCGUCAAGUUCUAUGGCGUGUGUGUGGAUGGAGACCCUCUCAUCAUGGUCUUUGAGUACAUGAAACACGGAGAUCUCAAUAAGUUUCUCAGAGCCCACGGACCAGACGCCACCAUCCUGGUGGAUGGGCUGCCUCUUCAGACCAACGGGGAGCUGGGUCUGUCCCAGAUGCUUCACAUCGCCAGUCAGAUCGCGGCUGGGAUGAUCUACUUGGCCUCCCAACACUUUGUCCACCGUGAUCUCGCAACAAGGAAUUGCUUGGUGGGGAACGGCCUUCUGGUGAAGAUAGGCGAUUUUGGAAUGUCAAGAGACAUUUACAGCACUGAUUACUACAGGGUUGGAGGUCACACCAUGCUCCCUAUUCGUUGGAUGCCCCCAGAGAGCAUCAUGUACAGGAAGUUCAGCACAGAGAGUGAUGUGUGGAGCUUUGGAGUUAUUCUCUGGGAGAUCUUCACCUACGGCAAACAGCCAUGGUUUCAGCUCGCCAACAAUGAGGUUAUUGAAUGCAUUACUCAGGGCAGAGUCCUGGAACGCCCAAGAAUCUGUCCUAAGGAAGUCUAUGAUAUCAUGUUGGGCUGCUGGCAGCGGGAGCCACAGCAGCGCCUCAUCAUUAAAGACAUUCAAAACAAGCUUCAGGCACUGAUGAAAUCCACACCCGUGUAUCUGGAUAUACUGGGAUAAGAACUGAUACCGAUGUGAAGGAACAGGACGCAGACCUCCUUCAAACCAGAGACCCAUCCACGCUGCGUUUAAGUUUGAUGGAGGCGAUGAAACAAACUAACUUAGGCCGAGAACUGGUCACACUGACCCAUAACCUUGAUCUGGCAUAUUUUUUCACGUCAUUCAUAACUAAGAAAGUUGUCAAACUGGAGGUAAACUUGUGAACUAUGUUUGUCCUAGACUGGAAUUUUUUUUUUUUUUUAGUAAUUCAAUCCACAUGUACAGAUUACUGCAGCACUGAUUUUUCAGUUCGGACCUACGGUAGACAUUUCAGUAGUUUGGUCAUUGUUUGUCAUAGAAGUCACUGUGUGCUUAAGUGUGAAUCAGAAUUCAUUUGACCAAUCAUUGUUUUAUUCACUACUUAAUAUUAAGGUAUUUUGUCCUUUCACAUACAUAUAAUAAAAAGAAUACA